This is a messenger RNA of Oryza brachyantha (malo sina), 1653 nucleotides long. Its product is annotated as homocysteine S-methyltransferase 3. Gene Ontology annotation, biological process: S-methylmethionine cycle. The coding region runs from base 210 to 1244 and encodes 344 amino acids. NCBI's taxonomy places the organism in Eukaryota, Viridiplantae, Streptophyta, Magnoliopsida, Poales, Poaceae. The record is from RefSeq and is a predicted model, not a curated record. Gene Ontology annotation, molecular function: zinc ion binding; S-adenosylmethionine-homocysteine S-methyltransferase activity. The transcript is spliced from 7 exons.
CAGCACAAAAAAAAGGCGCCCUUUUUCCUCCUCUCUCCUCUCUCCCGGCUGCCGUCGUCGUCGUCUUCCUCCAAUCCAAUCCAACCCCUUCGCCGCCGCUCUCUCCUCCUAUAAAUCCACCCCACUGUCUCGCGCAAACCCAAAUCCGAGCUCGCGGAAGACCUGCUACUUCUUCACGAGCGUAGGCGGCAGCGGAGCAGGGGGGCGAGAUGGUGGGGAAGAGCGCCGGCGGGGUGGCGGAGCAGGAGGGAGGGGCGACGGCGGCGGCGUUGCGGCGGUGGGUGGAGGCCGGCGGCGGGAGGCUGGUGAUGGACGGCGGGCUGGCGACGGAGCUGGAGGCCAACGGCGCCGACCUCAACGACCCGCUCUGGAGCGCCAAGUGCCUCCUCUCCUCCCCGCACCUCGUCCGCAAGGUCCAUUUAGACUACCUAGAAGCAGGUGCAAAUAUCAUAAUCACAGCAUCCUACCAGGCUACAAUUCAAGGCUUCGAGUCCAAGGGAUUCUCAAAAGAACAAAGUGAAGACUUACUCUCAAAGAGUGUUGAGAUUGCAUGUGAAGCGCGUGAGAUGUUUCUGAAGGAGCAUUCAGAUCGUCCCAUGCAACAUCCUAUCCUGGUUGCCGCUUCCAUAGGAAGUUAUGGGGCCUAUCUUGCUGAUGGCUCUGAAUACAGUGGGGAUUAUGGUGAAGCUGGCACACUAGAAUUUCUGAAAGAUUUUCAUAGGCGAAGGCUUGAGGUUCUCGCAGAAGCAGGUCCUGAUUUGAUCGCUUUUGAAACAAUCCCCAACAAAUUGGAAGCUCAGGCUUAUGUUGAGCUUCUCGAGGAAUGUAACAUUAGUAUCCCUUCAUGGUUCUCGUUUAAUUCAAAAGACGGAGUUCACAUUGUAAGUGGAGACUCGUUAAUUGAGUGUGCUACUAUUGCUAAUGGGUGUUCAAAGGUUGGUGCAGUUGGAAUAAAUUGCACACCUCCAAGAUUUAUCCAUGGCCUGAUACUCUCCAUUCGAAAGGUCACAGAUAAGCCAAUCCUGAUAUACCCCAAUAGCGGAGAAAGAUAUGAUGCUGAGAAAAAGGAGUGGGUGGAAUCAACUGGUGUGUCGGAUGGUGAUUUUGUUUCUUAUGUAAACGAAUGGUGCAAAGAUGGGGCUGUCCUUAUUGGGGGCUGCUGCAGGACAACCCCAAACACCAUCAGGGCCAUAAGUAGAUCUCUUAACCAACGCCACUCUGUGCCGCGUCCACCUGUGGCAUAAGGCCUGUACCCUCCUCCAGAUGUGCUGGUAUCUGAUGAAAUAUAUGAUAGAAGUUCUUACUAGCAGCAUUGUGUUCUCUGCUGCAAAUGAGAUGGCUCUGCACUUACGCUUGCGAAUAACUGCUUCGUUGGAGUUUCUUAAGUUGUUCUUUCUUGAGGUAGAAUCUCUCAGGAAGGAUUAGCAAGCAUCAGCAGUGAUAGUGAGCUGUUGUACUAAGUAAGUAUAAGAUAAGAAGUGAGUGAGAACAAUCUGCGGCAAAGUUGAUGAAGCUUUGUAAGCCAUCAAGAGUUGUGGAGACUUGACCCCGUUGUAAGAGCCUAUGUUGUGUACUACUAUACUAUUACUACCCUGUGAACUAUGUUCUGUUAUACUAUAAAGUUUUGUCUGAUUGUGGAGAGUUUGAUGCUGU